CUUUUGUUGCAGGAGCGGUUUGCGUUUGGAGAACCAAUCCGCCCGAUAUGCUCUAUGAAUGCAGUCAUCAAGAUAGCAUCAACCGAGGGCAGAAACACAAAUCCUGCUUAGGUUGUGUCUGAGUGUGUUUGGGUGCAGAGAAGUGUACAAGUGUGUGUGUGUGAAAGUAAAAAAGAAGAAUCCAGCGAUGGCUACCAGUAAAAGUAAAAACCAGAGCUCUCUGGCACUGCACAAGGUGAUAAUGGUGGGCAGUGGAGGUGUGGGGAAGUCAGCCCUCACCCUGCAGUUCAUGUAUGAUGAGUUUGUGGAAGACUACGAGCCCACCAAGGCGGACAGCUACAGGAAGAAGGUGGUUCUUGAUGGGGAGGAGGUCCAGAUCGACAUCCUGGACACAGCUGGCCAGGAGGACUACGCUGCCAUCAGGGACAACUAUUUUCGCAGCGGGGAGGGCUUCCUGCUAGUCUUCUCCAUCACAGAGCAUGAGUCGUUCACUGCCACCGCUGAGUUCAGGGAGCAGAUCUUGCGGGUGAAGGCAGAAGAGGAUAAGAUCCCUCUCCUGCUGGUUGGAAACAAGUCAGACCUGGAGGAGCGCCGGCAAGUGUCUGUGGACGAGGCUCGAGGGAAGGCUGACGAGUGGGGCGUCCAGUAUGUAGAGACAUCAGCCAAAACCAGAGCCAACGUUGACAAGGUAUUCUUUGACCUGAUGCGUGAUGUACGAGGCAAGAAAAUGUCAGAAAACAAAGACAAAAACGGAAAAGGAAAGAACAAGAAGAACAAGAAGAGCUUCAGAGAGAGAUGCUGUUUACUUUGAACUCCUCAUGGACCUUAACAACCUACAAUACAACUGCAAAGAUGGGGAACAAAGCAGAGUGUCCCUGCCAUUGUCAUUCAAAUGAAAUUUGACCUUUUUAAAUAGCUCAUCAUAGUUUAGUGUCUAGAACAAUUUCAGCCACUUUUUUGCCAUUUUUAAUCGAUGAAAUCUGACUUGCUGUUUCAUUGGAAGAUAACCACUGUUCUGACUGUGACUUGGACUGCAGUGCUUGAUGGCUCAAAGUAAGCCAAUGACCAAACUGCCACUGACACUAACUCUGCUGCUCAAGACAUUCUCCACUGUUUAACUCAGCGAUUAUACUGCCUUUGACUUUGGUUCAGUGUGUUUUACACCAGAAUUGUUGAGUCUUUGUCAAGUUAACAGUGCUCUUACUUUCUUUACCUUCUCUUAUUCUUAACCUGCAUAAUUAUUAUUAGUCUAUCGUAAUAUAGACCAUUGCGCUUAUGUUAAUCAAUUUACAAGGAACUCUAAUGCUGCUGUCUGUCACAUUUGUAAUCAUUUAUGAUGACACUUAACGUCGUGUCCAUUGAAGAUGUUGGCCUCAUUCAUUUAUCUGUCCAAACUCAUAUCUUCAUGACUGCAAAGCAUGUUUGAAUGGCUGUUGAAACUGAGUUUAAAUGUUUUCAUUUCUCAGCCCUUGAGGCUGCUUUUAUCCAAGAAUUUCUGAUUUUUUUAAAUUUUUUUUUUACCAUAGAAGAAACAGACAGUGCAAUCAAAGGACUUGUUGCCAAACAGGGUUAUUUUCUUCCAUUGUUAUCUGGCCUUACAUGAUUAAAUCAAUCAUAAGAUGUUUCACAGUUUUUCAGGAGGACUGCUGCACAUUAAAUUCCUUGGUGACAAUAAUCAGAAAACCCCCCAAUUUCUGGUGAUGGCUUCUUGUGAAUAUUUUAACAUUUGUUAGAUAUUUUGAAGAUGUGAAAAGAAGACUGUUAUGCAGUUACUGUUAUUGUGUUUCUCUACUUUAGUCGACUAAGCAGUGACUGAAGGGAGAGAGGAGACUUGUUCUUUUUUUUUCCUCUCUCUGCCAUAUUGAUGUAAUCUGGCCCUUCCCACCAUUCUCACAGUGCUGUUUACUUUCUGAAGUUUGGAGUCUUUUCUGGUUCUGCACUGUGAGAUAGGUGUUGACAAUCCAGGAGGCCAUCAUGUUUCUGAUCAGUAAUUAUUAAUCUUAAUACUUCUGUUAUUUUUGUUUUGUGGUCUUUUGGAGAACAUGCACUACAUUGCCAGUACCUAAGAAGUGUAGAUUUUUAAACAGUUUGUGCCAACAAAAUUACAAAAAAUCAAACUAUGUUUGUGGAUGUAUAGUAUGUAUGUUAAUCAGUGUGUGUGCAUUUAACAGAAAAUUUGACUACCUUUCUGUGUCUGUGUGAGUGAAGCUUUGACAAACUUCUUAACUGUUGUUUCAUCAAGUGCUACGGUAAACAAGAUGUUUCCAACAUUGUGUAAACCAUCCUUUUUAACAUGUCCUCCCUCUUUCUUUUACUUCCUACUACUGUGAGUAUGAUUUUAUCUCUCUGCAGUGAGAGUGUUGCUGAAUAAAUGCUUUUUUUCUUUGUAAA
Thunnus maccoyii (southern bluefin tuna) is the source of this 2391-nucleotide messenger RNA. It is a transcript of the gene ralba, whose product is annotated as v-ral simian leukemia viral oncogene homolog Ba (ras related). Gene Ontology annotation, biological process: Ras protein signal transduction. The record is from RefSeq and is a predicted model, not a curated record. The transcript has 5 exons. Gene Ontology annotation, molecular function: GTPase activity; GTP binding; GDP binding. NCBI's taxonomy places the organism in Eukaryota, Metazoa, Chordata, Actinopteri, Scombriformes, Scombridae. Gene Ontology annotation, cellular component: plasma membrane. The coding region runs from base 188 to 811 and encodes 207 amino acids.